GAUAUACUCCGUACCAUUCAACCCAUUACAAUAUACUGCCCUCAAAGCUUGCAUUGCUGGAAGCUCCAUUCUACUCGAACAUACCUUCAAGGAUCCUCUCAGAUACAAUGGUGGGACUUCUUCAGCUUCCUAACGAGUUGCUGGCUCUUAUAUUUGGCCGGCUAGACGCCCAAGGCUUCUCCGCCCUGCGGUUGACGUCCAAAUAUGCAAAAUUGGCUACGUUGCCGGCUUUCAUCAGGCGAUACUUCCAGACCCGCUAUAUAAUGUUCUCAAGGCUAAGCCUCGAAAACUUCCUGGAGAUUGCGCGACAUCCGGACUUUGGCCCUGCUGUGAGAACACUAGAACUCUGUACGGAUCAUUUUGUGGAGUUCCCAUCUCCAAGCUUUCAUACUGCACGGCAUGAAGGCGAUAUAUUACUGGCCAUACAAGAAGGUCGAUACCCUCCCGCAGUUUCAGUGGGCAGCAUAGAUGAUGCACACUCAUCCACCGAUGAGGAGGAGGACCAAAGCGCUGGGGAGGAAAGUCUGGAGACCGAUGAAGGGAAUCUCUCGUUUCAGGACUCGGAAGGGGCGUUUUUGGAUAAGACGGCUUAUACGUCACUGUGGGAGGAGCAGGAAAACAUAAUCACGUCCGGCCUUGCGCAAGCCUACAUCACGCAGGCGCUGAUUUCUCUUGCCAACAUCGAGUCUGUCGUCAUUAGCAACAUGCACCGGCCCUGGGGUGCACUAGCGCAUGGCCGACAAACAGGGUUACCGCCGACGAACGUCCUGGACGAUUAUGCCGAGGUUCCGUUUCUGGGCCAAGUCCUCCGCAUUACCCUUACAGCCAUCGCUACGAGUGGUGCCGCUCUUAGCAGCCUUGCUAUCACAGCUGGCCUCCCUAGGGAGGCGAUUGUGCCAGACAUUCUCAGACCCUCGGAGUCGCAUCUCCAAUACUACAAGAACCUCCCUCCAAGCCUUACGGAGCUCACACUAAAUGUAUCCGCGGAGGCAGCGAGGCGCGCUGAGGACCGAUGGGCGGACGACGUAUCGGCAUUUAUCGGGAUGUUUCAACAACUGACACAACUGGAUCUGGUCAUCAGACCGGUCGACUUCGGCCCGCGCGUUGACCGAUUGAAACAGCUCGCACCGAGGCUUCAAAUACCGAAUUUACAAUGCCUAGGGCUCUACAAGGCAUCUUGUAGCGUACAGGGUCUUGGAGAUUUUAUCUCGAGGCACAGAGCAACACUCCAAAGCGUUACUUUGGUCCGAGUAGGAGUUUCGGGUGGAAUUGGCCACUUGAGGUCUUUGUUCGCUCUAAUUCGUGAUCAUCUCCCAAGGCUUGGGUUAUCCAUAAAAUCAUGCACUGCAGGGGGGCUUGCCUUAUUGUGCCGAGUGGAACAUGAAAAUGGAGAGGAAUUUGAAGAUUGUUUUGAUGUUGGGGGCAGUCACGAAGCCUGGACGACGGCAAUCCAGGCGAUAAAAACAAGAUAGUUAGAUACACUGCAAGGAUCGUCGUCUCCCGCCGUUUCAGCCAAC
This is a messenger RNA of Chaetomium strumarium, 1517 nucleotides long. RefSeq lists its product as uncharacterized. Lineage: Eukaryota; Fungi; Ascomycota; Sordariomycetes; Sordariales; Chaetomiaceae. The record is from RefSeq and is a predicted model, not a curated record. The transcript has a single exon. Bases 108 to 1472 code for a protein of 454 amino acids. Gene Ontology annotation, molecular function: protein binding.